This is a messenger RNA of Eremomyces bilateralis CBS 781.70, 2032 nucleotides long. Its product is annotated as putative transporter. Bases 106 to 1746 code for a protein of 546 amino acids. Lineage: Eukaryota; Fungi; Ascomycota; Dothideomycetes; Eremomycetales; Eremomycetaceae. Gene Ontology annotation, cellular component: membrane. The record is from RefSeq and is a predicted model, not a curated record. Gene Ontology annotation, molecular function: carbohydrate:proton symporter activity. The transcript is spliced from 5 exons. Gene Ontology annotation, biological process: carbohydrate transport; transmembrane transport.
GCACGCUUCCUGAUGGGAACAAAGUCCAUCCAUAUCUUCGUUGAAGCCCUUUCUGGUGAUUGAACAUCAGGUAUACUUUAUAGGUUCUCGUAGGAACGUAACAUCAUGGCGGUGGGAAAUAUCUACUUCAUCUCCGCCAUCGCGGUCAUCGGUGGUGGCCUCUUCGGCUUCGACAUCUCCUCUUUGAGCGCAAUUCUCCCCAUCAAACCUUACAAAUGCUACUUCGCGGAGGGAGGGGCAAUUCCCCUAAGUGACGACUGCCAAGGCCCGUCGUCCAUGACCCAAGGAGGCAUUACCGCUGCGAUGCCUGGUGGCUCGUGGCUUGCGUCGCUUAUUUCCGGGUAUCUCUCCGACAUUUUGGGUCGUAAGACGUCCAUCCAGGUCGGUUCGAUUAUUUGGAUCAUUGGAUCCAUCAUUUCGUGCGCGUCUCAGAACAUCGCCAUGCUGAUCGUUGGUCGUAUCAUCAACGGAUUUGCUGUCGGUAUCUGUUCUGCCCAAGUUCCUGUAUACAUUGCUGAGCUCGCACCGCCUAGCAUACGAGGCCGACUUGUUGGCACCCAACAGUGGGCGAUCACCUGGGGUAUCCUGAUCAUGUUCUACAUCUCGUACGGAUGCUCUUUUCUCAAAAGUGAAGCCGCGUUCCGUAUUCCGUGGGGCUUGCAGAUGAUCCCCGGAAUCCUGCUUUGCAUUGGCAUGGUUUUCCUGCCAGAAUCGCCCCGUUGGCUUGCUCGCAAGGAGCGAUGGGAGGAAUGCCGUGCCGUUUUGGUCCUGGUACACGGCAAAGGCGACCCCGACUCACCCUAUGUCCGGAAGGAAUUCGCGGAGAUCGAAGAGACGGUGAACUUCGAGCGACAAAACGCCGACGUCACCUACCUCGAGCUGUUCAAGCCACGCAUGAUCAACCGCACCCAUAUCGGCAUGUUCGAUCAGAUUUGGGCCCAAUUGACUGGCAUGAACGUCAUGAUGUACUACAUUACCUAUGUCUUCCAAAUGACUGGUCAGAGCGGUUCAACCUUGCUUGUCUCCUCCUCCAUCCAAUAUAUCAUCAACGUCGUCAUGACCGUUCCCGCUCUCAUCUUCGUCGACCGCUGGGGCCGCCGUCCCACGCUGCUCAUCGGCGCCGCCCUCAUGGCCAUCUGGCUCUUCGCCAACGCUGGCAUCUUCGCCACCUACGGAGUCCAUAUCCCCGAAGGCGUUGACGGCACCCGCGAAGCCUCUAUGCUCGUCACUGGCGCACCCGCCAAAGCCAUCAUCGCCUGCUCGUACCUUUUCGUCGCAUCCUACGCCCCCACAUGGGGACCUGUUUCGUGGAUUUACCCCCCGGAGCUCUUCCCGCUGCGCGUGCGCGGCAAGGCGGUAGCGCUGUCCACGUCCGCCAACUGGGCGUUCAAUUUCGCGCUCGCGUGGUUCGUUCCGCCGGCGUUCGUAAACAUCACGUGGCGCGUGUAUAUCAUAUUCGGCGUGUUCUGUCUGGCGAUGUUCUUCCACGUGUUCUUCCUGUUCCCAGAGACGGCGGGCAAGACGCUUGAGCAGGUGGUGGACAUCUUCGAGAACGAGCGGCCCGGGAGCGUCAAGUUCAUCGGGACGCCGGCGUGGAAGACGCGGAACUCGUGGAAGCAUGGGCGGAAGAUGGAGGCUGGGCAUCUCGAUGAUGAGGGCCAGGCGGGGCUCGAGCAGCCGGUGAUCGCGGAGAAGGAUGGCGUGUCGAUGGACGAUAAGGUCCAGGACGAGCGGAUCCAUGCUUGAGCUUCGGGCUGGGGUUUUCGCAAUCAUUAGAGAAGGAUAGUAUCUGACGUAUACCCUUGGUUUGCAGAUACCCUUCCAUCAACGUCUAGAUCAUAUUAUAGACGAAAGAUAUGGUAUGUAAGAGCGUGUUGAGUGUAUGAUAUCGAUAGCAUAUGGGCGCGUGGAGUCUUGAUAGCGUCAACAAUGAUAGUAUUGUACUUUUUACACAUUGUUCUUGUACACAACCGGAUCCAAACAGCGUUUCUUGAUUGAUGAGCUAACGCACGUUAUCCAAAGACGGUACAUC